Messenger RNA from Penicillium verhagenii, 1029 nucleotides. RefSeq names its product SMP-30/gluconolactonase/LRE family protein. The record is from RefSeq and is a predicted model, not a curated record. The coding region runs from base 1 to 1029 and encodes 342 amino acids. Lineage: Eukaryota; Fungi; Ascomycota; Eurotiomycetes; Eurotiales; Aspergillaceae. The transcript has 2 exons.
AUGACCACCACCCUCUCACACACAGCCACCUCGGCAAGCACCUCUAUUCCAGCCGCAUUCAGCGUGUACGACAAUGCCUUCUAUAACAUUCUUGGCUCCGCCCCAAAACUCGAAGUCAUUCUGGAGAACAAUGACUUCCCCUUUGCUCACGAGGCAAGCGUCUACGUCCCAACAACAGACGAGCUCUUCAUGUCGAGCAACAUGUACACCGACCCAAUAACCAACCAAACAACCGUCAAGAUCUCCAAGGUGAGCGUGACCGCAAACCCUGUCACGGCUGAGAUCAUUAACUCGACCAUCCCCUUGCCCAAUGGCGGCGUAAACCACAAUGGCGGCAUCCUCUGGACAGGCCAGGGCACCAAAAACACGACUGGUGGUCUAUGGCAAAUGUCCGCUCAAUCGCCAAAUAAGGCCGAGUUUAUCGUGGGAGGCUUUUACGGCCGCCAGUUUAACUCUCUAAACGACGUGAUUGUCGCCAGCGACGGCUCCUUCUGGUUCACCGAUCCUAUCUAUGGCUGGCGUCAGGGGGUCAGGCCGAAACCCCAGCUGCCAUGCCAAGUUUAUCGGUAUGAUCCUGCUACUCAGGCUGUUCGCGUUGUUGCAGAUGGCUUCGGUCGCCCGAAUGGAAUUUCUUUCUCGCCGAAUGAGAAAACCAUGUACAUAACCGAUACUGCCGAGACGGACGGUGAUGGAUCUACUGAUGUGUUAAAGCCUGCCACCAUCUAUGCUUUUGACUUGUCUACUAUCAGCGGACAGCCGUUCCUGACCAACCGCCGAGUGUUUGCAAUGCCUAGCGAUGGUAUCCCUGAUGGAAUUAAGGUUGAUCAGCAUGGUAACGUGUAUGCUGGCUGCGGUGACGGUGUGAAUGUGUGGUCUUCUGGUGGUGUCUUGCUGGGUAAGAUUUUGCUGAAAAAUGGCACUUCUAACUUUUCCUUCGGUAAGAAUGGUCAGAUGUAUAUUCUUAAUGAAAACAAGGUCUACCGUGCGCAGUUAAAUAGCACCUUGCGCAGUACUCUCUGGAAAAACUGA